Thyridium curvatum is the source of this 1470-nucleotide messenger RNA. RefSeq lists its product as uncharacterized. The transcript is spliced from 3 exons. Bases 1 to 1470 code for a protein of 489 amino acids. Gene Ontology annotation, molecular function: FAD binding; oxidoreductase activity. NCBI's taxonomy places the organism in Eukaryota, Fungi, Ascomycota, Sordariomycetes, Thyridiales, Thyridiaceae. The record is from RefSeq and is a predicted model, not a curated record.
AUGGCUGCCGCUCCCACACCUUACACAACUCGCCCUCAGUAUUCGUCGAGCGUUCUCGUGAGGGGGACGCCGGAAUAUGAACGAUGCAGACGAAACAACCCGAGCUCGGCAACCCCUGAACGAUAUCCUCGCGAAAUACACCUCCCGAAAACACCUCAGGAUGUUGCAGCUGCCCUGCGCAAGGCCACUGAACUUGGUGUCCAUGUUGGCAUCCGAAGCUCCGGCCACAUCUUUGGCCUUGGCGCGCUAGUGCAUGAUGGUAUCAUGAUCGAUACUUCGUUCCUGAACCGCGACAUCGCCUACGACACUGAUACGCAAGAAAUCGCCUUUGGGCCUGCGGUCAGAGUUGAGGAAGUGGCGGGCAAGCUAGCAGAGAUCAACAGAUUCUUUCCGCAUGGACAUGCCCCUACUGUCGCGGCGGGAGGAUUCCUGCUCGCCGGUGGACAAGGCUGGUUCGUGCGAGGCUGGGGUGCCACCGCUCAAAGCUGGAUCACCAAGAUGGAAAUUGUUGUCCCCAGCGGCGAGGUCGUCACUGCAAGCCGUACCGAGAACAAGGACCUAUUCUGGGCAGCUCGAGGAAGUGGCCUUGGGUUCUUCGGCGUUGUGACCAGGUUUUGGGGCCGAACCAUCCCGAGAUCAACACUGUGGGAGCGGAACUUCACUUUCGAAGUUGGAAACAAGUAUGAAGCGUUGAUGACGUGGGCCCUGACGAAGGGAGACGAAACUCCCAAGUACGGCACAGAUCUCAACCUCACCAUCUACUACCCCGAGAAGUAUGACCCAAAUUGUUCCGGCGACGACAUCCCGAACCCGGCGACGCUGCAUAUGAGUCUCAGCCUGCUCUGCUAUGCCGAUACCAAGCCACAGGCGAAGAUCCUGCUGAGUGCAUACGACGACAUGCCAGCCGAGAUCAAAGAUGCCUUGAUUGAGAUGAAGCCGGUCACCAAGACGUCAUUCCAGCGCAUCUUCCAGACGAAGCGCGGCUUCAUUGGCCUUGGCGGCGACAAGCGUUGGUCUAUCUUGAGCAUGCUCAGUGAGCCUUCCGUCCCGAUGCCAAAGCUCCUUUCUUACAUCAAACCCGCUAUGCUGGAGCUGCCGACACGAACCUCGGUUGUCUUCAUUUGCACAUGCGACAUCGUUCCCGACGAGGUUGAUUCGGCCGUGACCAUUCCGCAGCAGUACUACAUAUCGACCAUCACCCAGUGGACAGAUCCCAAGCUGGAACCCCAGAUCUAUCAGCCGAUGCGGGACCGGUACCGCCGUGCGCUCCCAGUAUCGGCUGGAGUGUAUGUUGCUGACUACGAUGUUACGUGCGAUGAUGCAAAUGGCAAGGUCAUGUCGGAUACCGCGUUGGCGAGGUUCUUGAAGAUCCGCGAAAAGUGGGAUCCUAAGGGCAUCUUUCCGAACUACAAGAAGUUCAUCGAGACCCACAACAAGAUCAACCAAGGCUUGCACAAGGCCAAGAUUUGA